AUGAGCAGUGGCCCUCCUCGACCGACCGCGAACACUUCUGCGACCUGGCAGGACCAUGAACAAUAUCCCAGCAUGAACCGUGGACAGUUGAACAGCACCUCUUCUUCUCAGGGACCAGUACCCAUGAUGCAGGGACAUAACCGACCGCGCAAUGGCCUGGGCGCCAAUGGGGAUAAGGCAGUGCCUGUCCCAGGAACAACACCCUUUGGAAAUGGCGUGGAUCGACGAGGCAGUCUAGGAUCCGGUCCGGCGCUGUUCGACAUGGCGCGGAGUCCUCCCAAUGCUUCGAACAAGAACACCAAGCAUGUGCCGUGUAAAUUCUUCCGGCAAGGCGCUUGCCAGGCAGGCAAUGCCUGUCCCUUUUCACAUUCUCUCGACCCGAUGACCCAACAGGCACCGUGUAAAUACUUCAUGAAGGGAAACUGCAAGUUCGGAGCCAAAUGUGCCCUGGCGCAUUAUCUCCCAGACGGACGACGGGUCAAUCGAGCUGAUUUGGACGUCGGGAUGGCCAUGUCAGGCCGCAAUUUCAACUAUUCGAGUCGAGCGGAACAACCGGCGUUCCCCAACCCAGAUUCCUCCUUGGGCGAUCCUCUGGUCAAUCAACAGCCCUAUGGUCCUGACUAUUUCCCAAAUCAAUCCUUUCCUCUCAUAGAUCCGGACGAGCCAGAUGCAUACCCAGACCGGUACAACCAAUACCAAAACCAUUCUGCUCUCGACUCCGGACUCAACUCGCCCCCGACCUCACAAUUCGGCUCACCUCCUAACGACUACCAGUACCCCAAAUCCCCGGUUGAUAAUCUGCGAACUGCUCUCAACGCACCGCUACCGCAGUCUUUCGAUGCUAACGGCAUGUCACGCAUAGCCAAAUAUGGCCCGCUUGGUCAAUCUGUCCCCGAUAAAUUCGGAAUGCGGUCUCCUACCUCUUCUUCUUCUCUUUCCAGACAGCUGGGAAGUCCCCCUGACUCCAUUGUGAACGUCCGAAACGCCAACCUCGGCUCGAACCUAAGAAACGCCUCUCCUCUUGGGCUUUCACCCCAAAAUGCUGAGGAGUCUAUCGGUCAGCGGAUAAUGCACUCCCAGAGACCCAUCAAAGUAAGAGGUCUUUCGGCUAGUGUGCCGCGCUCGAACCUACUUUAUGAAUGGGAAGAAGGCUUGGGAGCUGAAACAGACCUUCUACCCAACAGCCUGCACGACGAAGUUUUGACCCCGCAGGAGAAGAUGCGGCGCAUGUCGAGGCCAGACCAGGAUCUAGGUUCUAGAGAGCAUGGUAGUGGACUGGCCAUACCGAGCGGAACAUCCAGUAAAGUCGGCUCUCCGCCAGCCGGAAGUCCGUCCCGGUUCAGUGCGCUAUGGGCCGAGCAACGGGAGAAAAAGGCGGCAGAAAACGUCGGGCCGGUCAGUAUAGGUCAUGUGGGCUCGCCUCUCCGUGGAUCGUGGAUGCCGAACGGAGGAACAGGGCCAAGUGUGCAGGUUUCUGGCAUCUCCCAGGCCAUGGCGCGGAUGCAGCUGAAUCGAGCCGAUUCUGGCGAAUCCAACGGAACAAGGCCGCAGGUCAGUGGUUUGAGGCAUUCAUCUGCGCCCAUUGCUCGUUUCGAUCGUGGCAUCUCCAGUCCAGGCUUCAGCUCCAAGAAGAUUGACGAGGAGGUCGAAGGUGUCUUCUUCCCGAUGGACGGCGAUGACAGGACUCCCAAUUGGACAGCCCAAGCACAAGCGCUACCGCCGCUACGUGAAGACCCGAAUGGAGACACCCCCGGCAGCAAGGUCGAGACCAUGGCUACCACGCAGAACGGCGUCGAAUCAAUGUGGGCAUUUCGCGCAUGA
This is a messenger RNA of Capronia coronata CBS 617.96, 1821 nucleotides long. RefSeq lists its product as uncharacterized. The record is from RefSeq and is a predicted model, not a curated record. Gene Ontology annotation, molecular function: ubiquitin protein ligase activity; metal ion binding. Gene Ontology annotation, biological process: protein polyubiquitination. The transcript has 3 exons. NCBI's taxonomy places the organism in Eukaryota, Fungi, Ascomycota, Eurotiomycetes, Chaetothyriales, Herpotrichiellaceae. Bases 1 to 1821 code for a protein of 606 amino acids.